GUAACGUAGCAACGCGUCCCCCGCUCGGGUGUCACAUGACCCCCCUGUCACAUGAUCCCCGGCCACGCCCACUGGCGGGUGGUGUCGGUGCGGCGCAGAGCGCUGAGGAGACAUGGAGCUGCCGGCGGUGAACCUGAAGGCGAUUGUCUUCCUGCACUGGCUGCUGUCUGUAUUCGCCUGUACUUACCCCUGGCUUCCAAAUGCCUAUUAUCUGGCAAAUUUCUCGGUCCUGGCCAUGGGCAUCUGGGCAAUUGUGCAGAGAGACUCGGUUGAUGCGAUCUUUAUGUUACUGGUCGGGCUGGCUACCACCAUAGUGUUGGACAUAUUGAUUCUCGCCCUUUACUUUGCGUCGGCAGAAAUAGCCUCAGAAUCUACCCCCGCACGGGACCUGUUUCGUUUCAGUGGCGGGAUGGCUAUCCUCAGCCUGAUACUCAAGCCGCUCUCUUGUUUCUUCACUUACCACAUGUAUGUAGAGCGAGGCGGAGAUUGCACCAUCAACUUAGGGUUCCUCACUGUGUCGCGAGAUCGCAGCAAUUACCAGACGAUUGAUCAUCCGGAUACACCCGUUGAACCAGACAAGAUGCCUUCUCGCUACUGAGGGCUGAGCGACGCGGCUUCCGGCACUAUGCUGUCAUCCCGCACAGCCGGUCUGAGCUCUGGGACCGCGCAUGUACCGGUGCUGCCUGGCCGCCAUUUGUCAGACUAGACUCUCCUUACAUCGUCUCUUAUUCACCAGCGGCAGCCGCGUCACUGGCUGAGCCAUCACUCCGGAACCCAGUGACCUCACGCAGGCCUGAGGCUGAAGGGCGGCCAUUCCCUCGCCCCCUCCCCUGUACUGCGGGUGACCCGGGCACCUCUUCUUCAUUUAUAUGAUGUAAGACUUAAUUCACCCCAAAAAUGUGAUUUCAUCUGGAACUCUGGAUACUGCCCUGACUUAGCUCAGAUUAUCGUUACUUAUUUCUCCUUAAAUACUCUGUACAGUUACUGACUUACAUCUGCAGCUCAUUCACUUACACACAAUAUAAGCGUUUCCUGUUACAUUCAACUUCAUAGACUACAGGAAUAGUGAUGGCAGCAGCCUGAUAUCACAACGGAUCAGAACCAAGGUGUGUGCGUGUGUGUGUGUGUGUGUGUGUGUGUGUAUGUAUACAUACAUACAUAUAUACUGCAUAGUUACAGUGCGCCCAUCAUCCACACACACAGCGGCUGCGCCCCGUUAUAAGAAUGCCGCAAAUCCGCGUGCUAGUAGCUGGUAACAUCACGGAGCCGCACUGUGCGUCAGGUACUGUGAUAGCAAUAUAUUUAUGUGAGAGACGUUAGUAACUAAGGACAUCCCUGACUAUUGCAGCAUUGUAACUAGCACAUGGCAUGGCGGCAUGCCGCUGUGUGUGAUACCGUCACGUGGCGGCUGUCACUGUGUGUAAUGCCGGCGCGUGGCGGCUGUAGCUGCGUGUAAUACCGGCGCGUGGCGGCUGUAGCUGCGUGUAAUACCGGCGCGUGGCGGCUGUAGCUGCGUGUAAUACCGGCGCGUGGCGGCUGUCGCUGUGUGUGAUACCGGCACGGUAGUUCUUCAGAUGACUGUUAAUGGGAUGUAAAUUGCUGGCAGUGUUCUCUAUGCCUGUAUUCUCGUGUGUACAUGUUUGCUGCAGUAUAUUGUCUGUAUUAUAAGAGGAUAUUUCAUACUUUGGUAAAUAUAUAAUAUAUUUUGUGCCUUUUGAAGGAUUAUUAAAAAACAAGCCAAAAAACCUUUGAAAGAAAA
Messenger RNA from Pseudophryne corroboree (corroboree frog), 1759 nucleotides. RefSeq names its product angiotensin II receptor associated protein (gene AGTRAP). The coding region runs from base 113 to 598 and encodes 161 amino acids. Gene Ontology annotation, biological process: angiotensin-activated signaling pathway; regulation of blood pressure. The transcript has 5 exons. The record is from RefSeq and is a predicted model, not a curated record. Gene Ontology annotation, cellular component: plasma membrane. NCBI's taxonomy places the organism in Eukaryota, Metazoa, Chordata, Amphibia, Anura, Myobatrachidae.